AUGGAUAUUUCAAGCAACGAUGGAUAUGAAUCGACUCCGCCCACAGAGGUGGAUAUCAGUUCGAUAAUAAAGGAGCAGGGCUUAUCGAAAACUGAUUCGAAAGAGCAACAGGAAUUUAAUGGGUUAUCUAAGCACCACAAAUUUGAAAGGCUCAAUAAUUUGAUCCAGAAAUCACAGGUUUACUCCCAAAUUAUAGCUGAUAAUAUAUUGCAAAGAAGUCUCAAUCUGAACAAUGUGCGGGACGAUAAUCAAUCGAAUGAACAAAAGGAACCAUCUAAAAAGAAGAGGAAAAUUAAGAAACAACAAGAUAUCACAACCAUGCUAUCGAGCAACAUAGCUGGCUCGACCAAAGCUACGCGACAAGCGAUUGAAGACUCCCAGACUAAAGCGCUGAUGUCACAACCUAAGUUGGUUACAGGCGGAACUUUGAAAGAUUACCAAUUGGAGGGUUUGCAGUGGUUGAGCACCCUUUUUGAGAAUGGGUUGAAUGGAAUUCUCGCAGAUGAGAUGGGAUUGGGCAAAACGCUACAGUGCAUUUCAUUUCUAGCCUUUUUGAUAGAACAGGGGAUUAAGGGUCCUUUUUUAAUUGUGGUACCGUUGUCAACUGUAUCAAACUGGGUUAACGAAGUGCGAAGAUUUGCUCCGGAAAUCAAAAUCUUCAAAUAUAGUGGUUCAAAAGAGGAACGUUCAUCUAUCAAUAUCAAGAAUCUAGUCUCAAAAGAAAAAACCAAUAUCAUAGUAACUUCAUAUGAAAUAUCAAUAAGGGAUUUCAAGAAGUUUAAUUUAAUUAACUGGAGUUACUUGAUUGUGGAUGAAGGACACAGACUAAAGAAUAAUGACUGUACGCUAAUUCGCUUUUUGAAAAAGCUUAAUGUCUCUAAUAGGCUUCUCAUAACUGGUACACCAUUGCAAAACAACUUGAAUGAGUUAUGGUCAUUGCUAAAUUUCAUUUUGCCAGAUAUUUUUCAUGAUCUAGAAUUAUUCCAACAAUGGUUUAACUUCGAUGAACUAACUAAAUUUGAGAACGAUGACCAGGAUGGAACUGACGAAGAGACCAGGCGAUUAAUUAAGCUCAACAUUCAGGAAAAUCUUGUAAAGAACUUGCACACAAUAUUGAAACCAUUCAUUCUUAGGAGACUUAAAAGAGAUGUGAUCAAAUCCUUACCCCCCAAGAAGGAAUACCUAAUACAUAUUCCAUUGACCCCUUUGCAGAGGAAAUUGUAUCAGGAUGCUCUCGAUAAUAAGCUUUCCUCGGGCCUAAUUGAAAUUGCUAUGAAAGAAUACAUAAACUAUAACUACCCCAAGGAAUUCAAAACGAAACAAGAUUAUGCAUUGAUUGACAAAUUUCUACUCAGGGAGCCAAAUUUGGAUACUACUUCCAAAUCGCAGAAUUAUAAGGAAGCUGAAUCAGAUGACGAAUUUGAGCUGGCUGUGGUGCCUGCACCUGUACCCACUACUAAAGAAAAUGACAACUCUUCUCUAGAGUCUGUAUUGAAACAAAAGAAUCUUCCGAAAUCGAAAAAGCAAGAUUUAAUAUUGAGGUUGGUGUACUCAAAGAUCAUAAAGGAUAUCAAUAAUUUAUCCUUGCAAAAUUCAAUGAUGCAACUAAGGAACAUCUGCAAUUCGCCUUAUAUUUACUAUGAACCAUUCGACCACUCAGAAGGCAAGCUGACAGAUGAGAAGCAAUUCAUGAAAAUUCUAUAUAAAAAUUCCGCAAAGAUCCAGGUGCUAGAUCAACUUUGUACCGAACUAAUGCUGAAAAAGCACAAAGUAUUGAUCUUUUCUCAGUUCACAAAGUUGUUAGAUUUGUUGCAUGACUGGUUUAAUUAUAAGAAGAUUCAAGUUUCACGAAUAGAUGGAAGUUAUAGCCAGGGAGAUAGAGAUAAUGAGAUAAAGCGCUUCAAUGAAGAUUCAACUACUCCAAUAUUUUUAUUAUCCACUAGAGCGGGAGGUUUGGGCAUUAACCUUACUGCAUCCGACUCCGUUAUCUUGUUUGACAAUGAUUGGAAUCCCCAGAUGGAUUUACAAGCUAUUGACAGAGUCCAUAGAAUAGGACAAACAAAGCCAGUGAAGAUAUUCAGAUUUUUGGUGAAGAACUCUAUCGAGGAAAUCUUGAUAAGCAAGUCGUCGUCCAAGCGUUUCUUGGAAAAAUUGGUUAUCCAGAUGGGUGAGUUCAAAUUCCAGAAGUUGAAGAAGAUUAUUGAGGAAAACGAUAGAAACAGCAACACUUUAAUUGACGUGAAAAGUAUGCUAGAAUUCUCUAAAUCGAGUUUUAAGCUGUAUGGUGAGAUAGAAAGUGACGACAAUGUACCAAGCUACGAGUAUUCGUUUGGAUCAGACAAAGAAGUGAUUUUCAGAUUAACAAAGAAUGAAAUAAAAGAGUUAUUGGAUAGAUCUGAAUUGUCAUACCAAAGAGAGAAUAUUGUCAACCUGAGAAACGUCUCCUCUUUUGAGACCUUAAAUAAUAUGGAUAAGUAA
This is a messenger RNA of Suhomyces tanzawaensis NRRL Y-17324, 2478 nucleotides long. Its product is annotated as putative ATPase. Gene Ontology annotation, molecular function: ATP-dependent chromatin remodeler activity; ATP binding; DNA binding. The record is from RefSeq and is a predicted model, not a curated record. NCBI's taxonomy places the organism in Eukaryota, Fungi, Ascomycota, Pichiomycetes, Serinales, Debaryomycetaceae. Gene Ontology annotation, cellular component: nucleus. The transcript has a single exon. The coding region runs from base 1 to 2478 and encodes 825 amino acids.